GUUGUUUCUCAUCCAAAUGAUUUGGCUCACAGUGUGUCUGCUUGGGAUACAUUUCAGUAGAAGGCCCUCUAGUCUCUCAUGGAGAUGAUGUGGUUCACACUUAUCUUUCCUUUCUCAGCAUUUCUCCGAGAGCUUUGACCACUUCUCUGAGAACAUGGAGGACUUUUCCAAUGAACUGUUCAACAGCUUCUUUGAUGACCCCAUGCUGGUGGAAAAGAACCCUUUGCUGGACAUGGAUCUGGAUCCUCCCACUCCUGGCAUCCAGGCAGAGCACAGCUACUCCCUGAGUGGAGACUCUGCUCCACAGAGCCCUCUUAUGCCUGUCAAGACAGAAGAAAAUGCCAGUGAACUGGAAAAUGGUAUGUGGACACUCCAGCACAAGCUAUGUUCCAUCAUGGUGAAGCAGGAGCAGAACAUGGUGCCAGAAAUACCUGAAACUCAGCUGCCAACGCAUGCAGCUCCCAUGAUGAAUCUUAGCCCAUUGCAAAGGUUGCCAGCCCCCAAAGAGGCACCAAUAGAAAUGACUACCCAACCUGUAAUCAAAGCUGAACCUAGAGAAGUGAACCAAUUUUUAAAUGUGCCAACCGAUGACUUGGUGCAGAUGCCACCAACACCUCCCAGCAGCCAUGGCAGUGACAGUGAUGGAUCUCAGAGCCCAAGGUCCCUGCCUCCCUCCAGCCCAGCCCGCCCUACUGCUCGGUCUUCUACAGCAAUCUCUUCUUCUCCUCUCCUCACUGCACCACAUAAACUACAAGGGACUUCAGGGCCCCUGCUCCUAACUGAGGAGGAAAAGCGCACCCUGAUUGCUGAGGGCUACCCCAUCCCAACCAAGCUUCCUUUGACUAAAGCAGAAGAGAAAGCACUGAAGAGAGUAAGGCGAAAGAUCAAGAACAAGAUUUCUGCACAGGAGAGUCGCAGAAAGAAGAAAGAAUAUGUAGAGUGCUUGGAGAAAAAAGUUGAAACGUAUACAUCUGAGAAUAAUGAAUUGUGGAAAAAGGUGGAGACAUUAGAAAAUGCAAACAGGACACUUCUGCAGCAGUUACAAAAGCUACAAUCUCUGGUUGCAGGGAAGGUUUCCAGGCCAUACAAAAUGGCCUCUACACAGACAGGAACAUGCCUGAUGGUCCUGGUGCUGUGCUUUGUUCUGGUUUUGGGCUCCAUGAUGCCAUGUCUCCCAGAAUUCUCAACAUCAUCACAAACAGUAAAAGCAGCUCCGACGCCAGAUAUUUACACAACAAGUAAAAUCCAAUCACGGAGCCUGCUGUUCUAUGAUGAGCACGGGGGCUCCUUAGAGGAGACCUACAGCUCCUUCAUUUCUGUGGAGCAUCCUGAAGAGUGGGAAGCUGAAAAAAAUGGGGAGGAAGAGAAGCAGCCACAAGCGGACGUGCACAGUAGCCUGGCUGUGGCUCGUGAAACAGUCAAGUAUCUGAACAAAACCCAUCUCACAGGUCCAAAUCAGAAUCGGACCAGCUCAGCUCUUACUCAUUCCAAGGAAGGUUUCCAUGAGAGAGAUGGAACCUCCAGUGACACAGCUGAAUAUUUGUAGCAGCUGCAAAUUCUCCGGGCCUCUUCCAUCUGGAUGCAGGAUCCUUUUCUAGUGAUAUGACUGGCAUUGCAAUCCUUUGCAUGCUUACUUAGAAGUAAGCAUCAUUCUUAAUUCUAAGGAAGCAUGACUAGGAUUGCAAGAUUUGGGGGAGUGGGUUGCAUUACAGGUCUAAACUAACAGACUCAUAAAUACAACCUGGUGGGAAUUAUUUCUGAGUAAAAUGAGCAGGCUUGCACUGUGGAAGGAGAUGCCCCACCUAGACAUCUCCAAGCUGGCCUUGAGUUUAACCUCUUAUUCACUCAUACGUAGGCCCUGGUAUCAAUACUGAUCUUUCUGUCAGGUUUCACAACAUUUUCCAUAAUCAGGGAUAGCACCUCAACCCUCUAAUGUAUUCCCACUUGUGAUUCCCAUAGCCACUGGUUAUGCUUUUCCCUGGACUGAAGUCUAUCACACAAGUGCAUCAUUCCCAAAUCAUUUUUGUUUCUAUGUCAGCAAAAACAUUCCUGUUCAGCUACUGAUUAGUUCAGUUUUUUACAUAAUUGUAUACUUUACAAUUAAAUAUCCAAAUAAGAGGAUAUUUCAAAAUGAUACUUUUUGCUGAUCAAAUAUGACAUUACCACAUGACCAUGUCACAUUUAUGUCCAGAUAAGAAAAAAAAAAUAAUCUUCUAAAAAGUGUUUCUCAUGAAUAGAAAUCAUAAUCAAUAAAAACAGUCUUUUUAUCUGAUGAUUGGAACCACAGUCUGAAGAUUUACUUCUGAAUAAGGAGCUUUUCAAAAAUGCAAUGCAAUCUUUGAUAUUUGUUAAGUGUUUUUUUUUUAAUUUUGGCUUUUCUUUCAAAUAGUCUAAUAGCAGCCCAUUUUAAUGAGUUCCUUCUUUAUCUUACACUGUUCCCUUUAAAAGAUGAGAUUGCCAUCUGGACCAGUCUCGACUAAGAAAUUUUGUUUGACCAUGUCUAAAAAUGUUCCUCCUCAACCAAAGAUAGUGGGCAUCUCAAUGCCUCCCAUCCCCACAGUAUACAUAUAUAUAUGCAUUUGGAACAAAUAGAUCAGCAUAGUUCAACAAUGAUUUCCAUUUCAAUAGUCAACAUACAGAAAAUUUCCCCAGCAAUUCUUCAUUAAAGUCCACUGGGACAAACACUACAACUUUCUAGGUACCCACUUCUUCAAAAAUCUGAAACCAGCAUAAAGAACCACUUCUCAACAAGUGUGUGUAUCUUUGACAUCCUUGUCAUUAGUCAUAACUUCUGAGAAUUGUCCACAUGUGCCUCAAAUUCAUAUUGUUGUACAGAGACCAAAAGCAGAAAUUGUUUGUACAUAAUGAAUUUUAUUUUGUAUUAUUGCCAACUCUUAAGAUAAUGUAUUUUGGAGAUCCUUAAGUCCUAUUUUCUGUAUUGUAUUUUAUUAAGAGUUAUUGCGGGCUUUGCCUCUGUGGAUUUACUCUCUUUGCAACGUACUGUUUCCAUUCAGUCUAGCAGCUGAUGUUUGCCCUGUUUGUUUCUAAUAUAUCACUCUUUCCUUCUUCUCUUGGCUCUGCAGUCGCUUUCAAGCAGCAAAAUUAA
This is a messenger RNA of Protobothrops mucrosquamatus (brown spotted pit viper), 3106 nucleotides long. RefSeq names its product cAMP responsive element binding protein 3 like 1 (gene CREB3L1). Bases 155 to 1546 code for a protein of 463 amino acids. Gene Ontology annotation, biological process: regulation of transcription by RNA polymerase II. Gene Ontology annotation, molecular function: cAMP response element binding; DNA-binding transcription factor activity, RNA polymerase II-specific. The record is from RefSeq and is a predicted model, not a curated record. The transcript has 11 exons. NCBI's taxonomy places the organism in Eukaryota, Metazoa, Chordata, Lepidosauria, Squamata, Viperidae.